AUGCCCCAGAAACAGGUCCCGACCCCGCAGCCCGACGGCCCUCCAGGCGCGUCCACCUCAACGUCGCCCGCUGCCAGGCCGUCGGUGACGCGCUACGCCUGCGCCGCCGCGCCGCCCCGUGACGUCAUGGCGCCCGCGCCGCCGCCGUCUCCACGGUCGCGUGUGUCUUUUCCUAGUAUCCUGGGCGAUAGCUGUCUUUAUAGUGAAUGUUCACAAGGAUUGUCUUCCGGCAUGGCCUUGGGAUUAAGAUGCUUCCGCUUGGUCCACCCUGUCUUUUGUAACUCCUUUGCAGCCUUGACCAGACCUGUUUCAGAAGUGACGCUGAAGACAGUGAGUGGCAGACAAAGUGACCAUGGACAAUACAUGGCCUCACCAGCUGUACCAAUCCGUUAUUUCGCUACCAAGAAAGCCAAAGCCAAAGGGAAAGGACAGUUCCAAACCAGAGUGAAUCUUAAUGCUGCCUUGGUUGAGGAUAUAAUCAGCUUGGAAGAGGUGGAUGAAGAAAUGAAGUCUGUGACAGAAGCGCUCAAAGAUAAUUUCAAUAAGACUGUCAAUAUAAGGACCUCACCAGGAUCCCUUGAUCAUAUCACUGUGGUAACUGCUGAUGGGAAGCUUGCUUUAAACCAGAUUGGCCAGAUCUCCAUGAAGUCUCCACAGCUGAUUUUGGUGAAUAUGGCCAGCUUCCCAGAGUGUACAGCUGCAGCUAUCAAGGCUAUAAGAGAAAGUGGAAUGAAUCUGAACCCAGAAGUGGAAGGAACGCUAAUUCAGGUGCCCAUUCCCAAAGUGACCAGGGAGCACAGGGAAAUGCUGGUGAAACUGGCGAAACAGAACACCAACAAGGCCAAGGAUUCUUUACGGAAAGUUCGUACCAACGCAAUGAAUAAGCUAAAGAAAUCAAAAGACAAGGUCUCCGAAGACACCAUUAGGCUCAUAGAGAAACAGAUGCAUGAAUCCCAAAGUCUGGUAGCUGUGGGACCUCACGCCUACUGCCGCCACUGACCUCCUGAGGCUGUCAUCCAAGGGAAGCUGGAGCUGUAACCAGGGAGCGAGGCAACAGAGGGAAGCGGUUUGACCUGUGUGGGUGUCAGGGACCCAGUGGGUGAGCAAGCGAUGGGGCAGGGGUUAGAAACAGGACAAUAGUCAAUCAGGAGGGUUCAGAGACCCACAAGGAGGAGGGACGGAUAGGGAGAGGUGAGUCAGAGAGAGGAGAGGGAGAAGAGACAGAGGCAAUGAAGAGACAGAGACACGACAUGAAGGCCAGAGGGAGGGAGAAAGAGGCAGAAUCAGAGAGACAAAGACACACACACACACACACACAUGCACGCGUGCACACACGUGCACAUACACAUACAGGCACAGAGUCCGCAGGUAGUGACAGAGAGAUGGAGAUAGUCAGAAAGAAACAGAGGGUGAGAGUGAGACUGUCAUCCGAAAGAGAUAUUCUGAGACACCUAGAAGGAGAGACACUGAGAUAGAGACAGAGACACAGAGGGAGAUAAAUACACGCGAAGAGAGAACACGACAGAAAUCCAGGGGCAGUUAAGACAGGAAGAAAGGAAGGAAAGAGAGAAGAGAAAGAGAGAGAGAGAAAGAACAGAACAGAAAACCAGGAGGAGACACAUGUAGCCAGAGCUGGAGACUGAGUGAGGCAGAGGGAGGCGUGGGGGGAGAGCGAGCUAUUGAGCUGGUGGCCGCACAGCCCCCCAGACGGCCGGCCAGCCCCAUGUGUGCAGGGUGUGGGUGGAGGAAGAGACUGCACCAGCCCGGGCCAGGGCUGCAGGGACCAGAUAAGGACGCCUGCCAAAGGAAAGCAGGGGAAGGAAAGACGUUUACAAAUCCCCCCGGGGGGAGAAAGCCAGGGAGGCUGCCCCAGGCCUAGAGAACAAUGGGUACUUGACUUCAGUGGGUCAUUAAUGAGACAAUUAAUGGAAAGAGUAACAGAGGCCUCCCCAGGGAGGACUCAGAGGGUGGAUGAGUGGAAUUAUUGUGGAGGGCGGUUCUAAGGUCGGGGGGUGGGGGGUCUGUCCCCACACUCCCAGAUGUCCAGCAUGCCAGUGGCAGAUUCCUGGUCUGGGGCUUGGGGCCUCCCUCAGCUCUCCACGCAUGCCCUGUGCUCCCUCCACCCUGGACCCUUGCCAGCCCCCCUUUCCUAUUCCCGUGCCUUUGCUGCUGCCGCUUCCUCUACCUGGAAUGUCAUCCCUUGAUUAUCUCCAUCUAUGGAAACCCUGCCCACUCCAAGGGUAAAUAAGCGUGGCACAUCCAUAGAUGCUCUGCUGAGACAGAGCCACAUGUUUGAAUAAGAAGAGAGCCCCAGAAACAUAAUGGGCUGUGGAAAAAGCAGGCAGUCAGAGAUACGGUGUGACGCCCCUUACGUAAACUAGGAGGACACAAAAUAAUUUUUAAAAUUUAUUCCUGAUUCCAUUUUGCAUUAUACAUUCAUUUUUUUAAGGGAGGGUUGUGAAGAGAUUCUUAACCAAAUUCAUAAUGGUGAUUGCCACUGGGGAUUGGGGGAAAAGCUUAAAGGUACCCGAAAGACAUCUCAUAUAUGUGGAUAGAAAUGAAAACUUGACCAAGUGUUAAAAUUUGGGGUUGUGAAAAUAGGAGUGGUUGUUCCUUUGUUCUCUGGUUUUGUUUAAAAAUUUUUUUUCCAGAGAGAGACAACUUAGCUCUCCCCUAGACCCAGCUGAAGGCCAUUCCUGCAGGAAGCCUUCCAGGAAUCCAUCCACCAAUCAGAUGUGGUCUCCCUUUUCCCUGGCAUCAGUCUCUGAAGGCUCAAAGCGCUUUCCUUCUUGUGUUUCCCUUUGUGAUGUUCAUAGACUGUCUUCCCCACUGGACAGGAGCCCCUGGAGGACAGGGACUUCCAGCCCCAGGCCGGCUCAGAGCCCGUGCCCAGGGGUGUCUGUGAGACUGAACCUAGCUCUCCCAUCCACCACCGUGGGAGGCAAACCACCAAGGCUCUGAUGACAUCUUAGAUCCAAUACCCACAAAUCAAUUUUGGGGAGAGAGGGGUGGGCUCCUGAAAUUCAAAGCAUUCCUUCUAGAAUGGGGAUCUGGGGAGGGGACAGCUGCUACCCAGAAAUGUUUAGGAGGUCUUGUUUGCUGUGACCAGAAAAUAACCUGGUCCUAGUUAACUAGUGUCUGUAGCACCAUGGCUAAGAAAACCCAACGUAGUCCCAGCUAGUUCCCCCUCCCUAGUGAGGUAGAGAGGCAUUUAGCUCCUCCCACUCAAAUCUACCUGUUAAAAGAAUUCCUAUUCCACUGGCCCCCAGUGAAUGCCAGUUGCUGGUAAAAUGGAGCCGUUGUAGAGGUGGAAGGAGGGAGAAGGACCAAGUGCUUGCCCACCCAUCCAGGCAGGCGUGGCCCGACCCUAACAGCAGAGCCCAUCUCCUGAGCACUUCGAACUCCAGGCUCUGCCCUGAGAUACAGUAUCUAAUCUGAUUCUCACAGAGCGCCUGCUCCUCCAAGUUGGACUCAGAAAGUCUAAAGGACUUUUCUCGAUGGCCCUUAAAUGGUAAAACUGGGACUCUAGUCUGACUUGUUGGUAGGUGGAGGGGAUGUCUCUGGUGUGGGCGGUGGGGCUGCAUAGCUCUCCUUACUUCUAGGCCACUCCCCCCUCCCCGCCCUUUCUGUUUGUUUUUGAAGGUAGUUUCCUGGAAUCUGUCGUACAGGGGUCUAGGGUGGCCAGAAGCCCUGGAGGACACUAGUGUGCCAGUGCCCUUACCCCCACAGGAAGGAGUCAAUAGCUGGGAGGAGACUGAGGCACAGAGAGGGAAGAAUGCAUCUCUUAACCGCAGAACACAUGAGUGGUAGCGCUGGGACUUGAACUCAGAUUUCCUGCCUCUGGCUCCCCUGGCUGUCCGUGUAGCAGGGCAGACCUCUCCACAGGAUUUUCAGUCUGCUGGGCUUUGUGGUAUCAUAAUGUCGUCAUGGGACAUAAGACUACAGAGUUUGGGGAACAGGGAGAGAACUUAGAGAUUGUCUCCUUCGGCUCCCUGUUUGCAGUGAUGGGGAAUUUAAGCCCCAAAGAAAGCAAAUGACUCACAAGGCCUUUUUGAUGUCAGGAAGUCCAGGCCAAAAAAAGCAGCCUCAUGAUCCACAGAAUCCCUUGGAUUCUCAGAAGCUAUUGACUCCAACUUUAGAACGCAUUUUCAUAAUAGGUGACUUGGGGGGCGCCUGGGUGGCUUAGUCAGUUAAGCGUCCGACUUCAGCUCAGGUCGUGAUCUCACGGUUCAUGUGUUCAAGCCCUGCAUCAGGCUCUGUACUGACAGCUUGAAGCCUGGAGCCUGCUUCGGAUUCUGUGUCUCCCUCUCUCUCUGCCUCUCCCCUGCUCAUGCGCUGUCUCUCUCUUUCAAAAAUAAAUAAACGUUAAAAAAAAAAAAAGGAAAUAGUAGGUAACUUGGUGGGCAAACCCAGAGCAGAUUGGAAAUUAUAAAUUAGAAUGUGGGGAAAGGCAGCCUACACUCAGAUGUCUGCUGAAUGCUGAAUGCCUGCCUGCCUGCAUGGAUGAAUGAAGGAAUGAAUGAAUGAAUGGCUGCCCUCACCUAGUUUCCCUUCCUCUGCUCCAUCUCUUGCUGUCAGAUGAAUCAUCUUAAAAUAGCCUUUGUCAUGACUUGGACUUGCUCAAAAGCCCCUGAGAUCUCUUCAUUCCCUCCCUGAAGAGCAUCCCAACCGGUCUCUAUUCCUCCAUAACGGCCCCUCUGACCCGUCCUCUAUAUGGUGACAAAAUGCAAAUCAGGCUGCUCCUCUUCAGAGGCUCCAGGUCACCUCCAGGAAAAAGCCCCGCAUUCUUACCACAAGGUCUUAACUGCAAGGUUUGACUUGGACUGUCCUUUCAACCGCAUCUCACGCAAGGCUGUCCCUUGCUCUGGUUCCAGGAGGCUCUGGCUCUUUCUCAGGUUCCCAUAGAUGCGGUUAUUUCAGGGACUGUACGUGCCAUUCCCUCCUCCUGGGGCACUCCAGACCACCCACCCCCCCGCCUGGCUGGCUUCUAUCCACCCUUUAGCUCUCAACCUAAUCUCACUGCUUUUUGGCAGCGUUCCCUGACCUCCCCAGCUUGGGUCCAUACCCUCCGCCUGCUGUUCCUGCAGUCACUGGACUGAAUGGGAUACCACAGUGUCCCAUUUGGUUAUAUGUAAACGUCUUCAGUGUCUGCCUCCUGCCCAGACUGUGAGCUCCGAGGGGGCAGGGGCUGUGUUGUUCAUCAAGGUACUGUGCACCCAACAAGUAUUUGCUGAAUGAUUGAGUCAAUAUGUUUGGCUACCCACUGAAAUUGAUUUCUUCAUGCCACAUUUAUUGAGCAUCUACUAAGUGUCAAGCCUGGUUCUCCACACUCCACAGUGGUAAACAAACUACCGUAGAGUCCCUGCCCUCAUGGAGCUCACAGUCUGCUUUGAAGAGGCAGACAUUAAAACGCUGAAGAAAUAACACAAUGCCAGGCAUAGCUAACUGCUAUGAAGGAAAACAAAGCAGGGGUAAGGGUGGAGCACUAUGUGUGUGUGUGUGUGUGUGUGUGUGUGUUUGGUGGGAGUUGCCAGUGUAGACGGAGCAGUCAGGGAAUGCCUCUUGGAGGAGGUGGCAUUUCAGAGAUGAACCAGGGCUCCUGAGAAAUACAGCCUCUCUCCCCUACUUGGGCUGGCUGGACCCCAGGUGUGUUCAGGUGUGACAGUCCCAGAUAUGCAAACCCUCCGUGCCUCCCAGGGCAGGAGCCAGGAACCCAGAUGGGGCCUUUGGUGAGGCUUCUGAAGCGGGUGUGAAAGCCCAAAGCCGCUCUCCACAACAGCCGUGAUUGGGCUUUUUCUGCGUGGCGAUUGCUUUGUGCACGGAGGACUCGGCUGAUUGUGGCCGGUCGAUUGGCACCCACAGACCACGGCCGCCGGGGUUUACCUCGCACCCCCAGCGCCGCGGCGGGCCGUGUGCAGCGCGCCAGCCCAAUCUCGCCUCCUAUAUUCAGAGUUGAUUAGACGCUAUUUCUGCCUGGAUUUUCAGAAGGCUCAAGAGCUUUUUUAAUCACUACAGUGGCUCAUUACGGUUUUGCAGUGACACUCAUGUCCUUCAGUUCUCUUCUCAGAUUAGAUUCUAUAGUCAGAUGAAUAUUGGAUGAUUUCAUUACAUACAAAUGCAAUCAACAGUUUUGCAUAAAUUUCUUCUCUUUUCUUGAGUUUCAAUUGACCCCAGCACCCGUGGUGGCAGGCACGAUCCACAUGCAAAUGAGCUGGGUUUGCAGCCGGAGAGGGGCCGGGAGGAGGCGGGCACUUGCACCAGCCCGGGGAGGGAGCAGGCCUUGAUUGCUCAGGCUUUGGGAGAGGGGCCCUGGCAGAGGGGGGUGCCGCCCAGGGGGCAGCUUCUAUGGCUGAGGCAGGGCAUCUCCGUUCAGGAUGCUGUUCCUGCAGGUGAACCAGACGCAGGGAUGCUCAGGGUCAGGCAGGCUUUCUGGGCAGGGAAUGGAAUGUGGAGUGACAACCCCCGCAGCUAGGCCCAGAGCAGUGUCUUGGGACCGUGGCUCCUUAACAACUGGUGUGGAUGUAUUUCAAGAUUUCAGCAACUGCUAGGGCCUUAGCGGAGCAUUUGUGCUGAAUGUUAGCUCUGACCCAGCAAAUGCUAUUGUUUUAUUGUUAUUAUUAUUAUUGCCCUCAUAGUCAUCAUCGUGGGCUUGAACUAUGUAUGGCCAGCAGGACUCAAAAGCCAGCCAAGGCAGGUAGGAAAGUUGGGAGGCUGGGCAGCUGCCCUUCACCAUUUUCUCGAUUUCUUGCCUUCUUUUUUGGGUGGAGAGGCGGUAUGUUCUCAGAAUUGGGCCUCAGAAAGCUCCUGAUCCUUCCUGUAUAUGGUGACAGAAUCCUUUCUACCACAUUCCUGUGAACAGGUAUAGAAGCUCUUGCUUGUUCUCCCCUGGGGAUGAGGAGCUCCCUCCCUGAAGAGAGCCUCUUCCUGCUUUCUCAGCUCCUUGCUGACCAGGUGCUGUCCAUGAGCAUGAACCUCCCCAUCCCUGACCCUGUGCUCUGGGCCCAGAGCCCACCUCUGCUCCCUUGUGUCACUCCCUGAGGCCAGCAUUUGGGACCAUGCUAUGCUGAGUCACCUUUCCUAGGGCUGGUCUUCUCAAUUCCUGCAGCUUUUCCCAGGAGGUAGCCUCCAGCCUCACAUCUGGGUCUGUCUUCAAUACCAGGCACGAGGCUGGAGGGUAUGGGGGAAGUAAGCUGUGUGUGGUCAUGGGACCCAGGGCUGACAGCUAUGCACCUCACGGU
Messenger RNA from Acinonyx jubatus (cheetah), 7238 nucleotides. It is a transcript of the gene MRRF, whose product is annotated as mitochondrial ribosome recycling factor. NCBI's taxonomy places the organism in Eukaryota, Metazoa, Chordata, Mammalia, Carnivora, Felidae. The transcript is spliced from 7 exons. The coding region runs from base 1 to 999 and encodes 332 amino acids. The record is from RefSeq and is a predicted model, not a curated record. Gene Ontology annotation, biological process: translation. Gene Ontology annotation, cellular component: mitochondrion. Gene Ontology annotation, molecular function: ribosomal large subunit binding.